Molecule: messenger RNA, 1838 nt
Organism: Drosophila serrata
Lineage: Eukaryota; Metazoa; Arthropoda; Insecta; Diptera; Drosophilidae
Gene: atms
Product: RNA polymerase II-associated factor 1-like protein antimeros
Biological process (GO): transcription elongation by RNA polymerase II
Cellular component (GO): Cdc73/Paf1 complex
Molecular function (GO): chromatin binding; RNA polymerase II complex binding
Source: RefSeq, a predicted model, not a curated record
UUAAACGUCAUUGUGAACCGACAAUUGACACAAUACAAAAUAUAUUAAAGUUAAAAGAAUAAAUUAAGAUUUAAAGUUUAAACGGGAUAAAAUUAAAACUAUGCCGCCGACUAUCAACAAUUCGGCAAUCAACAGCGCCGCCGACAAGAGGCCACAGCGGCAGACGGAGCGCAAAUCGGAGAUUAUUUGUCGCGUAAAGUAUGGAAACAACCUGCCAGACAUACCCUUCGACCUGAAGUUUCUUCAGUACCCCUUCGACAGCCAUCGCUUCGUACAGUACAAUCCCACGUCGCUGGAACGAAACUUCAAGUACGAUGUGCUGACGGAGCACGACUUGGGCGUGACGGUGGAUCUGAUCAACCGGGAACUGUACCAAGCCGACUCCAUGACCCUACUGGAUCCGGCUGAUGAGAAGCUGCUCGAGGAGGAGACCUUAACGCCCACGGACUCUGUGCGCUCCCGCCAGCACUCGAGAACAGUCUCCUGGUUACGAAAGUCUGAGUACAUAUCCACGGAGCAGACGCGCUUCCAGCCGCAAAACCUGGAGAACAUAGAGGCCAAGGUGGGCUACAACGUUAAGAAGUCGCUACGAGAGGAGACACUGUAUCUGGACCGCGAUGCCCAGAUCAAGGCCAUAGAAAAGACCUUCAGCGACACCAAGAGCGAGAUCACCAAGCACUACUCCAAGCCCAAUGUGGUGCCCGUGGAGGUGCUGCCCAUCUUCCCCGACUUUACCAACUGGAAGUAUCCCUGCGCUCAGGUCAUAUUCGACAGCGAUCCCGCCCCCAUCGGGAAGAAUGUUCCCGCUCAGCUGGAGGAGAUGUCACAGGCCAUGAUUCGUGGUGUGAUGGACGAAAGCGGCGAGCAGUUUGUCGCCUAUUUCCUGCCAACAGAGCAGACGCUCGAGAAGCGGCGUGCCGACUUUAUUGCCAACGAGCUUUACAAGGAAGAGGAGGAGUACGAAUACAAGAUAGCUCGCGAGUACAACUGGAACGUGAAGACCAAGGCGUCCAAGGGCUACGAGGAGAACUACUUCUUUGUCAUGCGGCCGGAUGGCAUUUACUACAAUGAGCUAGAGACGAGAGUACGCCUCAACAAGCGCCGCGUUAAGGUUGGCCAGCAACCCAACAAUACUAAGCUGGUGGUUAAGCAUCGACCUCUGGACAGCAUGGAACAUCGUAUGCAGCGCUAUCGCGAGCGUCAACUGGAGGUACCUGGCGAGGAAGAGGAGGAGGUCGAUGAGGAAAUGGAAGUGGAUGAGGAACAGAAGCAGGUUAUUGCCGAGACAGAAAAGACCGGCGAAGUUGCCUCGGACAGCGCAAAGACGAAAGAAGAUGGUGGAGAUUACCCGGCCCAAGUGGCAAAGGAUCGACAGUCACGCUCCCGGACUCGCAGUCGCAGCGGGUCGAGCUCGGGCUCGGGCUCUGACUCUGGGUCUCGGGCCAGCAGUCGAUCCAAGUCCGGCUCCCGCUCAGCCAGCGGCUCCCCUAGAUCGCGCACAAACUCGCCUGCAGGAUCCCAGAAGUCUGGUGCCGGCUCACAUAAAUCAGGAUCAAGAUCAAGAUCGGGUACACGUUCACGGUCGCGUUCGAAGUCCGGCUCCCGAUCUCGUUCCCGCUCAAAGUCUGGUUCCAGGUCCCGUUCACGGUCCCGAUCCGGAUCCCGCUCUGGCUCUGGAUCCCGGUCGCCCAGCAGAUCACGCAGUGGCUCGCCUAGUGGCUCUGGAACCAGUACUGGAAGCGGAUCAGAUGAGGAAUGAAGAGUUUCAGCAUAUGACUCAUUUAUUAAUAAAACGAAUUGAAUAUAAAGCCCUUGUGGCCGAAACCCAUCAAAAUAAA